Molecule: messenger RNA, 4593 nt
Organism: Leucoraja erinaceus (little skate)
Lineage: Eukaryota; Metazoa; Chordata; Chondrichthyes; Rajiformes; Rajidae
Product: interferon-inducible GTPase 5-like
Exons: 1
Coding region: 346-1602 (418 amino acids)
Cellular component (GO): membrane
Molecular function (GO): GTP binding; GTPase activity
Source: RefSeq, a predicted model, not a curated record
GUGUACAAAGUCAUGAGACUAAAAGAUAGGGCAACUGCAGAGAAUCCAGGAUGAAGGAAUCAAGAACCAACGGUUUAAGGUGCGAGGAGCGUGAUUUAUCAGGAAUGUGAGGAGCAGCCUUUUCACUCUCAUUGUCGUGGGUAUAUGGGACAAAGUGUCAGUGGAGGUAGUUGAGGAUGGUAUCAUAACAGCAUUAAACAAUGACUGGUACAGAUACAUGGAUAUUAAAUCUUUACAUGAACAUGGGCUAAAUGCGGGCAAAUGGGAUUGGCUUAGAUGGGUCAUCUAUGUUGACAAGGAGAGUUGGGUUGAUGGAACUGUGUACUGUAAGACUCUAUUACCGUGAUGCUAAAUAGGUGCUGUUUCAACUGGAAACUAUCACCAAACAUUUUUCGUUUUAGCCAACAGGCGGCUCAGUCUGAGACCCCCGCAUUCUUCACACAGGAAGAAAUCAGCAUACUGAAGUCCGAGUUCGAAACGGGAGGUGUGGAAAACGUUCAACCUUUGAUACAGAAUAAAAUCAAAGAACUGAACAACACCGAGCUGAACAUCGCCGUGGCGGGAGACACGGGUACAGGAAAAUCCACCUUCAUCAACGCCAUGAGAGGGCUUCGUAGCGAAGACGAGGGAGCGGCUGCGGUUGGGAACAAGGAAACUACAAUGGCGCCAACCAGAUACCCACAUCCCACUCUGCCCAAUGUCCGCUACUGGGACCUGCCGGGGACCGGAUCUACACAAUUCACCGCGGGUUCCUACCUGAAGAAAAUGCAAUUUCAAAAAUACGAUUUUGUCAUCAUAGUGUCAGCUGGUCGAUUCACAGGGAAUGAUGCAAAACUUGCCAUGGAGAUUAAUCGGCUGGGGAAGAAGUUCUAUUUUGUCCGCUCUAAGAUAGACAUUGACCUUAAUUGUAUGCGGAGACAACGGAAAGAAUUUGAUAAAGUUGCAGAAAUGGAAAUGAUCCGUAGUGACUGCGUCGGUGGGUUGGGAAAAGCCGGGAUCCCAAAUCACACCGUAUUCCUGAUUUCCAGUUUUGAGCCGGAUCGGUAUGAUUUCAAUCGGUUAAAGGAAGCACUUGAAGGUGAUUUAACGAAUGUAAAGAAAAGGGCCUUUAUUCUGGCCCUUCCUAUAGAAAGUGUAGAAAUUGUUCAAAAGAAAAAUGAAAUACUGAAGAAGGACAUCUGGAUGUUCGCCACUCUCUCUGGAGGAAUGGGAGCGAUCCCAAUCCCUGGGCUCUCUCUCGCUUGUGACAUUGGGAUAUUGAUUAGAGUAAUAAUACAUUUCCAGCAAUGUCUGGGUCUAGAUGAUGCUUCUCUUCACCGACUGGCCAACAGAACAGGUAAACCUGUGGAAGAGCUAAAGGCUGCAGUAAAACCUCAUCUGCUGGGAGAAAUAACUCCAGAUAUCAUUAUGAGGAUAGGUUGGGGGACUGCUGCUGUUACCGUGUCAGCUCUGGAACUAGCUCUCGACUUUGUCCCUGUCAUUGGUUCCAUUUUUGGAGCAGGUUCAUCAUUCCUCAUGACCUUCACGAUGCUGCGAGAUGCACUGAAGGAUCUGACAGAGAGUGCGGAGAGGGUGGUGAGGGCAGCAUUUGAAAUUAAUUAACUGCUUUACAUUUACAUCUAUUAAUGGGGGGGAAAGUUAUCCCGUUUGUACAGGUGACGAGUCAUUUCAAAUUUCACCAAAACUUUCCCUAAAAAACUCAGUUUAUUAACAAUCAAAGAUCACCCUUGACAAUUGAUUGAAAACACUUGCUUUCUUAUAUACCGUCUGUAUCCAACCUGUUUAUACCAUGUCCAGGCAUUGCUCAAUCUAGCUAGAUACAGCCUCAGUUUGGAGCAUGUUAUUUCAUGUGUCAGGUACUAUGAAGGCACAAAAAACGCUUAAAUGUUGACAUGAAAUAUAUGUGGUAGUCCUUCCACAGAAACGUUUUGGGAGAAAACAUAUGAAUGACAUUGUAUAUUGGGGAUGAGUUAUUGAUUUUACUGAUUCUUCAUCUUACCGUGUGGAACACACAGUGGUUGUGAAAAAUAACUGAAAUGAAAAGCCUGGUGUUAGAAAUAGCAGAUCAAUCAAUUUCUAAGGUGAGACAAACUAUCUGCAGAGCCAAAAGAGAUGGGGGAGAUAUUGAACAGUUUCUUUUCUUUGGUAUUCACCAAGGAGAAAGAUAUUGAAUUAUGUGAGGUAAGGGAAACAAGUAGAGUAGCUAUGGAAACUAUGAGAUUCAAAGAAGAGGAAGUACUGACACUUUUGAGAAAUAUAAAAGUGGAUAAGUCUCCAGGUCCGGACAGGAUAUUCCCUAGGACAUUGAGGGAAGUUAGUGUAGAAAUAGCAGGGGCUAUGGCAGAAAUAUUUCAAGGGUUAUGAGAAACGGGAAUAGUGCCGGGGGAUUGGCGUACUGCGCAUGUUGUUCCAUUGUUUAAAAAGGGGUCUAAGAGUAAACCUAGCAAUUAUAGACCUGUUAGUUUGACGUCAGUGGUGGGCAACUUAAUGAAAAGAAUACUUAGAGAUAAUAUAUAUAAGCAUCUGGAUAAACAGGGUCUAUUAGGAACAGUCAACAUGGAUUUGUGCUUGGAAGGUCAUGUUUGACUAAUCUUCUUGAAUUUUUUGAAGAUGUUACUUGGAAAAUUGAUGAGGGUAAAGCAGUGGAUGUUGUGUAUAUGGACUUCAGUAAGGCCUUUGACAAGGUUCCUCAUGGAAGGUUGGUUAAGAAGGUUCAAUGGUUGGGUAUUAAUGGUUGAGUAGCAAGAUGGAUUCAACAGUGGCUGAAUGGGAGAUGACAGAGAGUAAUGGUGGAUGGUUGUUUGUCAGGUUGGAGGCCAGUGACGAGUGGGGUGCCACAGGGAUCUGUGUUGGGUCCACUGUUGUUUGUCAUGUACAUCAAUGAUCUGGAUGAUGGUGUGGUAAAUUGGAUUAGUAAGUAUGCAGAUGAUACUAAGAUAGGUGGAGUUGCGGGUAAUGAAGUAGAGUUUCAAAGUCUACAGAGAGAUUUAUGCCAGUUGGAAGAGUGGGCUGAAAGAUGGCAGAUGGAGUUUAAUGCUGAUAAGUGUGAGGUGCUACAUCUUGGCAGGACAAAUCAAAAUAGGAUGUACAUGGUAAAUGGUAGGGAAUUGAAGAAUGUAGGUGAACAGAGGGAUCUGGGAAUAACUGUGCACAGUUCCCUGAAAGUGGAAUCUCAUGUAGAUAGGGUGGUAAAGAAAGCUUUUGGUGUGCUGGCCUUUAUAAAUCAGAGCAUUGAGUAUAGACGUUGGGAUGUAAUGUUAAAAUUGUACAAGGCAUUGGUGAGGCCAAUUCUGGAGUAUGGUGUACAAUUUUGGUCGCCUAAUUAUAGGAAGGAUGUCAACAAAAUAGAGAGAGUACAGAGGAGAUUUACUAGAAUGUUGCCUGGGUUUCAGCAACUAGGUUGCAGAGAAAGAUUGAACAAGUUAGGGCUUUAAUCUUUGGAGCGCAGAAGGUUGAGGGGGGACUUGAUAGAGGUUUUUAAAAUGAUGAGAGGGAUAGAUAGAGUUGACGUGGAAAAGCUUUUCCCACUGAGAGUAGGGAAGAUUCAAACAAGGGGACAUGACUUGAGAAUUAAGGGACUGAAGUUUAGGGGUAACAUGAGGGGGAACUUCUUUACUCAGAGAGUGGUGGCUGUGUGGAAUGAGCUUCCAGUGAAGGUGGUGGAGGCAGGUUCAUUUUUAUCAUUUAAAAAUAAAUUGGAUAGUUAUAUGGACGGGAAAGGAAUGGAAGGUUAUGGUCUGAGCGCAGGUAUAUGGGACUAGGGGAGAUUAUGUGUUCGGCACGGACUAGAAGGGUCGAGAUGGCCUGUUUCCGUGCUGUAAAUUGUUAUAUGGUUAUAUGGUUAUAAAGUGCUCUGAACAUUCCAGUCAACAAAUUUAUCUUGGAUUUGACAAAUUCCCCCAAAAAUCACAGACUACAACACAAACCAAAAACCGGUUGUUUGCCGAGUAAGGCAAUUGUGGGAAUGAAGUGGAAGAUUCCUUUGUGUUGGAUGGCGGUGUCUAUUCAUCUACAGGAAAUGGACCCUUAUCCCUCAUCGUGUAUCUGUACACCGUGAAUGGCUUGAUUGUAAUCAUAGAUUGUCUUUCCGCUGACUGGUUAGCCCGCACAAAAACAUUUCACUGUACCUCUAUGUGACACUAAACUAAACUAAACUAGAUAUAAACUUCCGAGGAAUUGGAAAAGCAGUGGACAAUAAUUUGUAAGAAACACAUUGCAAAGGCCAGGUACAGUGGGAGGAAGGUGUGGGAGCUUGUUACACCAUCACACUGAACUAUGCUGCUUCAUCACUGACUCAGUAAACAGAUGGAUGUCAGUGAUCUGAGAAAUUGUAUCAGGGUAAGGAUUAGGACUGUUCAUUUACGCUGUAAUUAAUUUACAAUAUUCUGAAUGUUUCUAUUGUUAAUGCAUAACUGUGCCUUAAGACGUGUUUUACCCGAUGUAAAUGGUUCUGUAGUAAACCUUCAUGUGCAAGACAACAAUGACUGUGUUAAAGAUUCUGGGAGAUUACAUGGGGCAGUGAGGGAAUGGGUUAAAAUAUUAUGUUUUUUCUUUCAUCAUCUUUCAUCAUUAAAGACGGAAACAUCUACCGAA